Molecule: messenger RNA, 462 nt
Organism: Dibothriocephalus latus
Lineage: Eukaryota; Metazoa; Platyhelminthes; Cestoda; Diphyllobothriidea; Diphyllobothriidae
Source: the annotation of a GenBank genome assembly
GCCUUCCCCAGUCCUGGUGCCAGGUUCAGUCACGUUCAUCUGGAUAUCGCAGGCCACUUGCCUCUAUUCAAUGGCUUUUCCUAUCUCCUCACUUGUGUGGAUCGAUUCACCCGAUGGUCGGAGGCUAUCCUUCUCCCAAAUAUCGAGGCUUCUACGGUCGUCAAGGCUUUCCUCAGUCGUUGGGUUGCCAUCUUUGGCGUUCACUCCACAAUCCCGACUGACCGUGGUGCUCAAUUCGAGUCUAACCUAUUCCAACUUUUAUAUUUUCAUUCGGCGUUGUUUCUUUACGCCACCUUCGGUCUAGCCGAGGGGUACUGUAGCGGUCCUCCGGUUAGCCUUUCGCUGACACUUUUAUCGCAGGCCCACACGCGACUCUCCACUGCCCGCGCUCUGGGCCAAUUCUUUGGAGUGUCCAGCAUGACUCAUCAGGCUGUUGCUGUUUCCUCUGAUUUGAUGCUAUAA